Molecule: messenger RNA, 1535 nt
Organism: Echinops telfairi (small Madagascar hedgehog)
Lineage: Eukaryota; Metazoa; Chordata; Mammalia; Afrosoricida; Tenrecidae
Gene: SLC9B1
Product: solute carrier family 9 member B1
Exons: 11
Coding region: 1-1527 (508 amino acids)
Biological process (GO): proton transmembrane transport
Cellular component (GO): membrane
Molecular function (GO): antiporter activity
Source: RefSeq, a predicted model, not a curated record
AUGAUCGCCUCAGAAUCAAGCAAUGAAAAUUUGGAGGAGAACAUAGACAAACCUCAGAUCCUCCAAGAACACAGUGAAAAUGGCCAAGUUACGGAAACUGCACAACCAAUUGAAGAGCGAGAAGUACUGACAUCGAUACAUAUUCCUUGUCCCCCAGUUGGAACAUUGAAUGAAGUUAUUACAAAUGGAGUUAUUUUUCUUAUGAUUUGGUGUGUAAUGUGGUCAUUCUCUGGCUCUGAAGUUCUUCCUGGUGGAAGUUUAUUUGGAUUUUUAGCUAUUUUUUAUUGUGCUAUUCUUGGGGGGAAACUUUUGGAAGUCAUUAAAAUACCUUCAGUGCCUCAACUUCCACCACUUCUUGGGAUGUUAUUGGCUGGUUUUACUCUCAGGAAUAUUCCAUUCAUAAGUCAAUAUAUCUCCAUUAAUAGCACAUGGUCUUCAAAUUUAAGAAACACUGCUCUUACCAUUAUCCUAAUACGAGCUGGGCUUGGACUGGACCCACAGGCUUUGAAGCAUUUGAAAAAUGUAUGUUUCCGGUUGUCUAUUGGCCCAUGCAUUAUAGAGGCAUGUGCAGCUGCUAUUUUUUCCCACUUCAUUAUGAAGUUUCCCUGGAAAUGGGCAUUUCUAUUAGGUUUUGUAGUAGGUGCUGUCUCUCCCGCUGUUGUUGUCCCUUCCAUGCUGUUUUUGCAAGAUAAUGGAUACGGGAUUGAGAAAGGCAUUCCCACCUUACUGAUAGCCGCGAGUAGUCUGGAUGACAUCUUGGCCAUCACUGGAUUCAAUGCAUGCAUGAGCAUUGUCUUCACCUCCGGUAAUAUAUUCCAUCAUCUCCUCCUUUCCUUGAUGGAGGUGUUUGUUGGUGUGGUGCUAGGAGCUCUUUUGGGAUUUUUUAUUCAAUAUUUUCCAAGUAAAGACCAGGCAAGCGUUCCGUGGAAGAGAGCGUGCCUUAUUUUGCUUAUGUGUGUUUCCGCUGUCUUGGGCAGCCACCGCGUAGGUUUACAUGGCAUUGGAGGCUUGUGCACACUCGUGUUGACCUUCCUGUCAGGGAUUUCUUGGUCCAGAGAAAAGAUUAGAGUCCAAAAAAUCAUUGCAUCUCUGUGGAAUGUUUUUCAACCUCUUCUCUUUGGCUUGGUUGGAUCAGAAGUGUCUGUGUCAUCUCUUCCAUCAAAUGCUAUUGGUGUUUGUGUUGCUACCUUGAGUUUGGCACUAUUGGUGCGAAUUUUUGCCACAUUUUUAUUGAUGUGUUUUACUGGUUUUAAUGUCAAGGAAAAAAUAUUUAUUGCUUUAGCCUGGAUGCCCAAAGCUACAGUCCAGGCUGUAUUAGGUCCUCUGGCUCUGGAAACAGCAAGAAACGGCGGACACCGGCAUUUGGAAGGAUAUGCACAGAACGUGAUGACAUUAGCAUUCUUAGCCAUUUUGAUCACAGCUCCAAAUGGAGCUCUGCUUAUUGGCAUACUGGGGCCCAAAAUGCUUGCCCGCAGUGAUCCAAAACACUAUAAAAUGUCUGUGGAUGCAGUGUUACUACAUCAUUAAAAAACUUA